AUGAUGGACACCACUCACGCCUGGAUCCUUCUACCUGGUGCAGCCAUACUCCUGAUAAUCAGGAGCAUCUACAGGCUGUACUUCCACCCGCUGAGCCAUAUCCCGGGCCCUAAACUGGCGGCGAUUACCCACUUGUAUGAGUUCUACUACGAUAUCUGUGUUUCUGGUGGUGGAAGGUUCCUCCUCCAAAUCGAGAAACUGCACCGCAUAUAUGGCCCCAUCGUCAGAAUAUCACCACGGGAGGUCCACGUCAACGACCCCGACUUCUACGACGAGAUCUACACCUCAUCCAGCCGUCGACGCGAGAAAGAUCCCUCCUGGGUGCCCAUCUACUCAACCAGUACAUCCAUGAUAACCACCGUCGGACACGAACACCACCGCUUCCGACGUAACCUGCUAAACAACUUCUUCUCGAAACGCUCCGUCAUCGACUUAACCCCCAUGAUCCAGGGGCGUAUCAACAAGCUGAUCCAGCGAUUCGAAGAAUUCCACCACUCCAAGACCGUCGUCCAGCUGGAUGAUGCCUUUGCAGCCCUAACCGCCGAUAUCAUCACGUACUACGGCUACGGCAAGCUCUGGGGAUUCCUCGAGGAUAAAGACUUCCGUAGUGAUAUCCGCGCAGCCGCAACGGAGGUUAGUGGUAUGUGCCACAUUAACCGAUUCUUCCCAUUCCUUGACCCCCUUGUGCGCUCAACGCCAGGCUGGAUGGUGCGACUCUUGGCGCCGGGCAAGACGGCGGUGUUGGAUUUGCAGCAGUCAAUUCUGGAUGCGGUGAUGGACUCGGCGACUCAAGAGGCGAAGCCUGGUAAGGCGACGACGCUCGUUCAUAAACUCAUUGACCCGGAACUGCCGCCUGAGGAGCGCACAAAGAAGCGAAUAGAGGAGGAAAGUCUCAUCUUCCUAGCGGCAGGGACUGAGACCACUGGGCGCACGUUGACGAUUGCUUCUUACCAUCUGGCGCGGAAUAUGGAUGUGUUGGAGCGGUUGAGGGAGGAGGUUAAGACUGUUCUGCCGACGACCACGAGUACCUGCACUUUGUUGGAGCUGGAACGGCUUCCUUACUUGACGGCUGUACUCAACGAGGCGCUUCGUAUUACCACUCCGGCCAUGAACCGAUUCCCUCGUGUUGCUCCUGAUGAGACAUUAGUGUGCGGAGAGUAUCCAAUUCCACCAGGGACACCCAUGGGCUCAUCCCCCUUCCUCAUCCACCGCAACGCCACAAUCUUCCCAAACCCAGAGAAAUUCGACCCCGACCGGUGGAUUCGCACAAAUGGCAAGACUGCAACAGGGGAACGACUCGAUCGCUAUCUGACUGCAUUUACGAAGGGGAGCAGGGCGUGUCUGGGAAUAAACCUGGCCUAUGCGGAACUGUACAUGGCCCUUGCACAUCUCGCUCGCAGGGUGGAGUUUGGACUGCACAACACUGGGCCUGAGGAUGUUCAAAUAUGCAGGGAAUUUGUCAUUGGGUAUACGAAGCGCGCUGAGCCGCGUGUGUAUGCACGGGUGACGGGCGUAUUGCAGGACUGA
Messenger RNA from Aspergillus puulaauensis, 1527 nucleotides. RefSeq names its product cytochrome P450. The transcript is spliced from 5 exons. Gene Ontology annotation, molecular function: heme binding; oxidoreductase activity, acting on paired donors, with incorporation or reduction of molecular oxygen; iron ion binding. The coding region runs from base 1 to 1527 and encodes 508 amino acids. NCBI's taxonomy places the organism in Eukaryota, Fungi, Ascomycota, Eurotiomycetes, Eurotiales, Aspergillaceae. The record is from RefSeq and is a predicted model, not a curated record.